Molecule: messenger RNA, 1166 nt
Organism: Schistosoma spindalis
Lineage: Eukaryota; Metazoa; Platyhelminthes; Trematoda; Strigeidida; Schistosomatidae
Source: the annotation of a GenBank genome assembly
ACAACAACAACAACAACAACAACAAGAACAAUGUAUCGUACAUUACUGUUUAAUGCCAAUUUCUUUAUCUUUUGGUUAAUUAAUUUAUCAAUUCAAGAUGUUGAAUAUUGGAGAUCCAAGAAAUUAUUCAUUGAAUAUUCACUUGAUAAAACUAGAAAUAAAAUAAAAGAGGAUGUGAAAUAUGCAAUAGAAGCUUUAGAUGAAAUUGAAACAUUACAAAAUAAAUUCAAUAAAGAAAUAUCUGGUAAUAACAAAUCAAUUAAUAAUUAUAUAGAAUGUUGUAGAAUAAAAGCUGAAGCAUUUUUUGGCGCUACAUUAAUGACAAAAAUAAUAAAGACAAUAGAAAAUGGUGUAAAUGAAUAUGGAGUAAUAUUACCGGAAAGUUUGAAACUAAUCAAUUGUUAUAAUGCACAUCGGUCAACAUAUAAACAAAUAAUUUCCAAAUAUGGAAAGGAUAUAUGCAUUGGACUUACUACAUACCCCAGAAAAAUUACAUAUGAAUUUCAAUUGAACAUUGCCAAUGAAAUUAAUAAACAUUUAUCAAAUUAUGACAAAUUGAUCAUGAAAAAAGAUGAUAUUGAAUUCGACUUCAAACAUUCAGAACAGAACAUAAAAGAAGAAAUUGAACAUUUCAGAGAAAAUGAAGCACAAUUGUCAAGCAUAAAACAUGCAAUCAAUAUGGAAUUAUCAAAAGAACACCAAACAAUCGAUCAAUAUAUGAUGUGCAGAAGUAAAAUUUAUCAAACUAUUGAACAAAAGAUUCUUAUGGGAGAAUUGGAAAAUGAAUACAGAAAUGAGGCCUGUCAGUUACCCGUUUCUAACAAUAUACAAGAUAUAAAAGUGGUCGACCAAUUAAUUUCAAAACGAUUCUAUUAUCUAAGAGCAUUCAAUAAAGAAUUAUUCUAUCAUCAAUAUCUAUGGAGAAUUCUUGAAGAGAUUAGUUAUCACUAACCAGUUUAAACUAUUGAACAAUGAAUGAACAAGGUCACAAUUCCCAAAAUAUUUCUCACAAUAAAUUAUUUCAUCACUAAAAAAUAUGUUUUUAAUUAGAGCAGCGAUGAGUGGAGUUCAACCAGGUCUGUUGUGAGAUAUCAGCUCACUGAAGACAAUGGUGUACGGUGGCGCAACUUCGUGGAUUGGUUGAAGUUAGACAUUAACACCGCUGG